CCUGAUCUUAUUAAAGCUUGGAGCUUUUUAAAGUAAUGUAGCUAAUUCACAGUGAGAAAAAGCAGAUGGCUACUGGGUAGUGAGAGAAUCUAAACAGUCAUUCUCUCUCUGAUUCCUGUGUGUUACAUUGAAGUGAAACAAGAAGAAGGGAAGGGGCUAAAGCAAGCAAAGACAGAGAUGAAAGAAUUGGAGUAAAAAAGUGAACCCCACACACACUCGACACUCCUAUUUGGUACAAUUAUUUUUUAUUGUGACGAUUUUGUUGUACCCAACAAAGCAUUUACUCACUGAAUCAGCAAAAGCUCUCUCAAAAAAGUGCAAAGCUUUUUCCCUUUUCUUCUUCGUUACCAUGAAGUUGAAGCCUUUAUUGCCUUGAACCAACAGCAACAUUCUAACAACAACAACAACAACAACAACCACCAAAACCAGAAAACAAAAAAACCCCAAAACACUCACUGUUUUUCUUCAUCCGGGUACCUUUUGAAAUUGACCCAAAACCAUGAGAGACUCAGAGAGAAGCUUGGAUCCUCAGCUAUGGCACGCCUGUGCCGGAGGCAUGGUCCACAUGCCUCCGGUGAACUCAAAAGUCUUCUACUUUCCACAAGGCCACGCAGAGCACGCUCAAGCCCAUGUCGAUUUCUCAUCAGCCUCCCUCAGAAUCCCAUCUCUCAUUCUCUGUAGAGUGGCCUCCAUCAAAUUCAUGGCGGACCCAGAAACCGACGAGGUCUUCGCCAAGAUUAAGCUAAACCCAAUUGAAAACAACGAGCCUUAUGCCUCGGAUGAAGACUCCAUGGAGGCUGAUGGGUCUGAAAAUCAAGAAAAGCCAGCAUCUUUCGCUAAGACUCUGACCCAAUCGGACGCUAACAAUGGCGGUGGGUUCUCUGUACCCAGGUACUGCGCUGAAACCAUUUUUCCUCGAUUGGAUUACUCGGCCGACCCGCCGGUCCAGACCGUGAUUGCUAAGGACGUUCAUAGCGAGAUAUGGAAGUUCAGGCACAUUUACAGAGGCACGCCCAGGCGCCAUUUGUUGACCACUGGGUGGAGCACAUUUGUGAACCAGAAGAAGUUGGUGGCUGGCGACUCGAUUGUGUUCUUGAGAGCUGAAAAUGGUGAUCUUUGUGUCGGGAUUAGGCGAGCCAAGAGAGGAUUGGAUGGCGCUGGUGGGCCUGAAUUGGCAUCUGGGUGGAACAACAGCCAUGGAGGAGGCUCUGGAGCUUGUGUUCUUCCAUAUGGUGGGUUCUCUGUGUUUUUGAGAGAGGAGGAGAACAAGAUGGUGAGAAACGGGGGUGGGAAUUUGAGUCCCAAUGGGAAUUUGAGAGGGAAGGGGAGAGUGAGGCCUGAAAGUGUUGUUGAAGCUGCAACUAUGGCGGCAAAUGGGCAGGCGUUUGAGGUGGUUUAUUAUCCGAGGGCCAGCACGCCGGAGUUUUGCGUUAAGGCCUCGGCGGUGAGGGCGGCGAUGAGGGUGCAGUGGUGCUCAGGAAUGAGGUUCAAGAUGGCGUUUGAGACUGAGGACUCAUCUAGGAUCAGCUGGUUCAUGGGUACAAUUGCUUCUGUUCAGGUUUCUGACCCAAUUCGCUGGCCCAAUUCCCCUUGGAGACUUCUACAGGUGACGUGGGAUGAGCCAGAUUUGUUACAGAAUGUGAAGUGUGUCAGCCCAUGGUUGAUUGAACUGGUAUCAAAUUUUCCCAUGAUCCACAUGUCACCCUUUUCACCACCAAGAAAGAAGUUGCGUCUCCCGCAACCAGACUUUACUCUUGAUGGGCAAUUAACAUUGCCAUCAUUUUCAGGCAACCCCCUCGGGCCCAGCAGCCCCUUGUGUUGUCUACCUGACAACACUCCUGCAGGCAUACAGGGAGCCAGGCAUGCUCAAUUUAGAAUAUCUUUAUCAGAUCUCCACGUUAACAACAAACUGCAGUCGGGGCUGUUCCAAUCCAGUUUCCAGCGGUUCGAUCAAAAUUCUAGAAUCUCCAGUGGCAUUAGAGCAGGCCAUACAAGCAGCAAUGAAAACCUUUCUUGCUUGCUGACAAUGGGGAAUUCUAGUCAGAACUCGGAGAAAUCUGAUAAUGUGAAGAAACACCAGUUUUUACUCUUUGGUCAACCAAUACUUACCGAGCAGCAGAUUUCUCGGAGCUGUUCCAGUGAUGCAGUUUCACAACUUCUUACUGGGAAAGAUUCAAAAGAUGGGAACCAAGAUAGAACAAAGUUUCUUUCUGAUGGUUCAAAAUCUGCACAUGGGAUGCAAGUUUCACUAGAAAAAUCCUCUAAUGCUGGGUUUCCAUGGAAUAAGGAUUUUCAAGGUUCUGACUUUGACCUGGAAACCGGUCAUUGCAAGGUUUUCAUGGAGUCAGAGGAUGUGGGACGGACUCUGGACCUCUCGGUUCUUGGCUCUUAUGAAGAGCUGUACAGGAGGCUGGCCAACAUGUUUGGAAUAGAAAAACCACAGAUGCUGAGCCAUGUUCUUUACCGGGAUGUGACAGGUGCUGUUAAACAAACUGGAGUUGAACCAUUCAGUGAUUUUAUGAAAAAAGCAAAAAGACUGACUAUUCUAACACAUCCAACCGAUGAAAGUAUUGGCAGGACGUGGAUUCGAGGGAUGCAAAAUGCGGAAAAUGGACUCAGCGCAACAAAUAAGACUGGUCCUUUGAGCAUAUUUGCUUAGUCUAGUAUGGCAUUUGAGACUAAAUGCCAAGAAUACUGAAUGAAUGUUGAAGUUGUUCGCUUAAUUUCUAGUUUAGGAGAAAUGGGAUAUUGAACUCCUCUUAUUAACUGUGUCAUCUUGGUAUAUUUCUCGUGCUAAGUGUACAUGUUGUACUCAAUAUUAAUAAAGCCCAAUGUUAUGGUGAAAAUUUUGCAUGCCUG
Molecule: messenger RNA, 2859 nt
Organism: Prunus persica (peach)
Lineage: Eukaryota; Viridiplantae; Streptophyta; Magnoliopsida; Rosales; Rosaceae
Product: auxin response factor 18
Exons: 5
Coding region: 500-2659 (719 amino acids)
Biological process (GO): response to hormone; regulation of DNA-templated transcription
Cellular component (GO): nucleus
Molecular function (GO): protein binding; DNA binding
Source: RefSeq, a predicted model, not a curated record